AUGUCGGUCGAAUUCCCACCCAUCCCUGAGGGCCAGUUCGAGCUCUACGCCGAUCUCUACGCCAAAGAUGGCCGCGGCGACGACCUGGAGCGCUACCUCCGCGCGCUGAAGCGCCUGACCGAGUCCGAACCGGGCGUGCUCGAGUACGCCAUCGCCCGCGACGACGAGAACCCCAACCACUUCCACGUCUUUGAGCGGUACACGGGCCGCAAGGCGUUCGAGGCGCACGUGGCCGCCAAGGAGUUUGUCGACUUUGCCAACUCGGGCGCGCUGGCGCAGCCGCCCAAGCCCAAGUUUUUGCACGCGUUGAAGCCGUUGUGA
Molecule: messenger RNA, 321 nt
Organism: Fonsecaea nubica
Lineage: Eukaryota; Fungi; Ascomycota; Eurotiomycetes; Chaetothyriales; Herpotrichiellaceae
Exons: 2
Coding region: 1-321 (106 amino acids)
Source: RefSeq, a predicted model, not a curated record